AGUUCAAUAGUUAUUUUGGUAAACGUCAAUGUUGUAAACUCAAACCUGGUGCCAACAUCUGGUAUUACUUUCCAUGAUGGUUGUCUGUACCCCCCCCCAGUCUGCCAGUAGAACGCUCAUAACGCGGUCUGAACACAAACAGUCAUGGACGAAGCUUUGAGUUUGACAAGACGACAGUAUGAAUUGUGUCUGCUAGUUUUGAGUAGUAGCCUUGUAUUUCAGUAGUGAGAAGUAGUGUCUAUGUUUGUUGUUGAAAUAGCUAUUCUUUCUGUUAGUAGUUUGUUGUCAUCAACAGGAAGGAGAAAGGUGCACCUAAAUACGAUUUGUUCAUGUUAUCACUAGGCCAAUGACGUGUUGAAUUCAAGGUUAAUUUGGCCUGUAUUCGAAUGUCAUGCUUUUAAUCACAUGGCUUCUUGAAUAACUCAUGAAACAAAUGUAGCGAAAUAUUAAGAACCCAUGUACAACUUACAUAGUUUGAUAUUUCAUGAAUUCCUCCUUCAGUUAGUAGGCAUUUCAAAAGAGAAUCAUUUGAUUUCUCGUUUCUGAAAGGGGUAGUAGCUACAUCUCAAAAGCAAAAUAGACAACUCGAAAGUAUAGGCAAAAUAUUCUGUAAAAGAGAAGACACUAGCAUCAAAAUCUAAUAAUGGGAGACCCAAUCUCGAGAAGAAACCAAACUAGGAAUCGACUCCGUGCUCAGAUUCAGAAGAAAAGGGAAUCCUUGGCUGACCAGUUUGACUUCAAGAUCUACAUAGCCUUUGUUUUCAAAGACAAAAAGAAGAAGUCUGCGCUGUUCGAGGUAGCUGAAGUGGUACCAGUGAUGACCAACAACUAUGAAGACAAUAUCCUGAAAGGUGUGCAGGCUUCCAGCUACUCCCUCCAGAGUUCCAUGGAACUUCUGCAGAAAGAUGUUGUGCAGUUGCACGCCCCACGCUACCAAUCAAUGCGCAGGGAUGUCAUAGGAUGCACCCAAGAGAUGGACUUCAUCCUGUGGCCGCGCAACGACAUAGAGAAGAUAGUCUGUCUCUUGUUCUCCAGAUGGAAGGGGGCUGAGAAUGAACCCUUCAGGCCUGUUCAGGCCAAGUUUGAGUUUCAUCAUGGAGACUACGAGAAGCAGUUGUUGCAUGCUGUCGGCCGGAGGGACAAGGCUGGAAUGGUUAUGAACAACCCAACUCAGUCGGUCUUCCUCUUUAUGGACCGACAGCUCUUACAGACUCCUAAAACCAAGGCCACCGUUUUUAAGUUGUGCAGCCUUUGCCUGUACCUGCCCCAGGACCAGCUAACGUGCUGGGGCGUUGGCGACAUCGAAGACCAUCUCCUCCCGUACAUGCCUGACUAGGGCCAGCCGGCCUCCAUGGCUUUCACCCACAACACAAGGAAGAUUGACCCACAAGCCACUGAAGCAAGUUGAUGUCUCUCUCUCAUCCACCACACAUCCUUCCUUUUGAAUAGAAUUGAACUGGUGCUUGGAUCUCCCUUUUUGUUUAAACCCUUGUUCAUUCAUUCAUUUCCGUCCUCCUGAAGCACAUUUGUUUUUCCUUACCAAGCUUCCUCCUCCGACCAGUUUCGGCUUGGUUUUCCCUUUUAUCCUCCAUCUUGUUUAUUUUGAACCUACACAAACAUUGAUUUUGAGUGGUUGGGUAUUCCCCCCCAUGGAGCUGCACUGUCAACAGACCAGUCCAGUGACUGAAGGAACUCUUUAUGUUGCUACCAAGCAGGAACAAAAGCCACGCAGGCUUUCAUGACGUUCAGUCUCUGCUGGACACAUUGUAACCCAGGUCAAAAAGAUUGUAAACGCUUCUGAUGAUGUGUUUUUAAAGAGGAAAAGAUGCCCAGGGGGGUUCUAGAACGACAUCUAUGAUGUGUUAUUAAAGAGGAAAAGAUGCCCAGGGGGGGUUCUAGAACAACAUCUAUGAUGUGUUAUUAAAGAGGAAAAGAUGCCCAGAGGGGGUUCUAGAACGACAUCUAUGAUGUGUUUUUAAAGAGGAAAAGAUGCCCAGAGGGGGUUCUAGAACGACAUCUAUGAUGUGUUUUUAAAGAGGAAAAGAUGCCCAGAGGGGGUUCUAGAACGACAUCUAUGAUGUGUUAUUAAAGAGGAAAAGAUGCCCAGGGGGUUCUAGAACGACAUCUAUGAUGUGUUUUUAAAGAGGAAAAGAUGCCCAGGGGGGUUCUAGAACGACAUCUAUGAUGUGUUAUUAAAGAGGAAAAGAUGCCCAGAGGGGGUUCUAGAACGACAUCUAUGAUGUGUUAUUAAAGAGGAAAAGAUGCCCAGAGGGGUUCUAGAACGACAUCUAUGAUGUGUUAUUAAAGAGGAAAAGAUGCCCAGAGGGGGUUCUAGAACGACAUCUAUGAUGUGUUUUUAAAGAGGAAAAGAUGCCCAGAGGGGGUUCUAGAACGACAUCUAUGAUGUGUUAUUAAAGAGGAAAAGAUGCCCAGAGGGGGUUCUAGAACGACAUCUAUGAUGUGUUAUUAAAGAGGAAAAGAUGCCCAGGGGGGUUCUAGAACGACAUCUAUGAUGUGUUUUUAAAGAGGAAAAGAUGCCCAGGGGGGGUUCUAGAACGACAUCUAUGAUGUGUUAUUAAAGAGGAAAAGAUGCCCAGAGGGGGUUCUAGAACGACAUCUAUGAUGUGUUAUUAAAGAGGAAAAGAUGCCCAGAGGGGGUUCUAGAACGACAUCUAUGAUGUGUUAUUAAAGAGGAAAAGAUGCCCAGAGGGGGUUCUAGAACGACAUCUAUGAUGUGUUUUUAAAGAGGAAAAGAUGCCCAGAGGGGGUUCUAGAACGACAUCUAUGAUGUGUUAUUAAAGAGGAAAAGAUGCCCAGAGGGGGUUCUAGAACGACAUCUAUGAUGUGUUAUUAAAGAGGAAAAGAUGCCCAGAGGGGGUUCUAGAACGACAUCUAUGAUGUGUUAUUAAAGAGGAAAAGAUGCCCAGAGGGGGUUCUAGAACGACAUCUAUGAUGUGUUUUUAAAGAGGAAAAGAUGCCCAGGGGGGGUUCUAGAAUGACAUCUAUGAUGUGUUUUAAAGAGGAAAAGAUGCCCAGAGGGGGUUCUAGAACGACAUCUAUGAUGUGUUUUUAAAGACGAAAAGAUGCCCAGAGGGGGUUCUAGAACGACAUCUAUGAUGUGUUUUUAAAGAGGAAAGAUGCCCAGAGGGGUUCUAGAACGACACAAGCUUGUUAACACGCAAGCUACUGAAAUCUGAUGUUUUUUCCCCCCCAAGUGGGUUGGCAAGGGUGAAUGCUGGAACUAGUGUUAAAAAGAUCAUGUACCUAACAAUGGAACAGGUUGUUGAGUUGAAAUGAAUGUGAUCUCCAGAUUUAUGUUCCUUAAUUUGACAAACAACAGUAUCCUAAGAGUACUAAUUGAUGCGGUGCUUAUAAAAUGGGUGUGUUUAAAAAUAAAAUAAUAAUAAUAAUAAU
Messenger RNA from Oncorhynchus tshawytscha (Chinook salmon), 3414 nucleotides. RefSeq lists its product as uncharacterized. The transcript has 5 exons. The record is from RefSeq and is a predicted model, not a curated record. Lineage: Eukaryota; Metazoa; Chordata; Actinopteri; Salmoniformes; Salmonidae. Bases 644 to 1336 code for a protein of 230 amino acids.